AUGGACGGGAGUUCUUUGAAUUUAAUAGACGAUUUAGAUCAUAUUAACCUCGGGGAAUACGAGGCAACGGAUUUUGGUAUGAGAGUUUUGGAUUCAAAGAGUAACAGAAGUGUAGCACAUUUUGGAAGAGCCUCGGUAUCCGCUGGAAUAAAACGAAGUAUUUCUAAUGCUGUGGAAAGAAAUAUGAACACAUCUGCCAUGGACAUAUUUGAGGUAAGGACUGUUCUAAAUUUGCCGUGGUGUGUUUUUUCAUUUGGGCUAUGGAAGGCCUCAGGGUACAGAGUAAAAAGUUUUUACGGUUUCAGAGCCAUAAUAAAUAUAUAAUUUCUUUUUUAAUUCGUGAGGCGUACAGCAACGAUUAAACAAAAUAUCGGUAACGAAUCGUGUGAAGACGCAAUAAAAACGAACUCUUGAUACAUCUCAUAUAAAAUCAUCUCAUGUAAAAUUAUAUGCACUGUCCUAAUCCUGUUUAUUUACUUUCUCGACAUAAACCUGUGAAAAUAGACAAUUCGGCGACGCUUAACUCUUAAGAACCUUGCCGUUUUCAAAUUGUGUUUUCCUUGCGACGGCGAAGAGAGCUCUCUAUUGUUUAGUUACAGACUUGAUUACUUUUUAAUCGUUGUUUUUAUCAUUUACUGUAAAUACAAUAUAACAGCCGGUACAUGAAACCCCUUCAAAUCUAAUUUGAGCUCGCACAAAGGUUGCCCUUCUAACAUACAAGUAGUCUCACUUAAUGAUUUGAUAAUACUUCUAGUAUUCCUAUCUUAGCUCCAAAACUCAGUUGUUAGACUUGACUGGUCUUAGACUGUAGCAUAAGUGACCUAACACCUAACUUUUAAAUCGUAGCAGCUAAAAAUACAAUUUGUAGGCCACUUAAGAAAACGAAAGGCAGCACACAAUACUUUGCACAUCUGGGCCUCGGUAAACGGUAUGAAGGGCUUUUCAGUUCAGAUGGAUCAAGAUUUCUCGCGCAGCUUUCGUUUAGCAGUAGUGCUCUACGUUAGGGUAAUCUUCUGUAUAAGGUAUAAACAUUAUGAAGGUAUAAACAAUUUUGAAUUUCGUCUGGUUCAAUUUAUACAAUAUUUAGGUCAAAAUUAGCCAAAGCGUCGAUAUCCAAGUAAAACACGGUAUUGUGUUAUCUCGGCCAGUGUACUCGGUUUUAUUCUUCAUAAUUUAACCAUUGUAGAUGAGUAUAAAAUUAGCAUGUUGAUUUGAUCCACGGUGAUAAACUUAGAAGGAGGAUGUAACCAUGUUUACCUUACUCGAGAGAAAGUGAUUUUCACUCUUAAACGGUCACCUAUGAAAGCAAAUAAAGAUGUGAUCUAAAAGGGAUUUAAUUAAACUUGGCGAAUUACAGAACUCUCCGCCGGUGUCUAUAUAUAGUUUCAUACAGCUCUGUGAAAAACUUUUUGUAAAAAAUUUCAUGCUUGACUAAUACAAAGGAACUUCCUCAAAGCGAAAUCCAAAAGCGGAAAGAGUGAUAAGGUCACUGAUUUCAUUUGUAACUGAGCUAAAUACUUAAAAUAUGCCGAAAUAAAAUGUCAACAUCCAACACUAAAGAACAAAACAAUCUAGCGUCCAGCUGACCUCCAAGGAAAUUAAAUCAACCUUUUAUUUAAAUUAUUUACUUUAAAUGAAAGUUCGGAUCAGUUUCCUUUUUUUGACUGGAAUGAUAAUUUUGAUUUUAUUUCCUAAAUUUAUAAAGAUAAAAAACGCUUUUUCGCCUGAAGAUAUUUUAGUAUUGAUCGUUCAUCUCAUUCUUUGGGUAUGUUUUUAUUUACACCAGGCUUGAUAUAAUUAACAUUAGAAAAGACAAAUUUUCCCUCGAAGUAUAUCAUUUAAUCACGUACCAUGCACAUGAAGGAUUGAGUGAUAUGGUUUUAAUUUGUUAUCAGAUUAUAAAUAAACUACGAUUGCCUUUUCGCCGUUCGAUUUCUCAAGAAAGCUUUAAUUUGGCCACUUUGACAUUCAUCUUUCAAAAAGGUCCGUCUAAAUUAUGCCUCUGUGCAUGGCAACAGCACAAGCUAGUUCAGCAGUUUGAUGCUAAUAAACAUCUAGUUUAAAAAAAAAUCUUCAUAUGCAUGUUAAUAUGCAAAUCACGACCAGAACCCUACUAUUUCUAGAAAGGUUGUCGGAAAAAAAGCGUAAAAGUGCAUGAGACAACCUUAAAAGGAAUUAUGAGUAGUUUUCCAUUGACCUCAAGAUUUCAGGGAAAUUUAAAAAAAAGUUAUUGUAAGGACGAUCGACUGGGCAUCGCGGAUUGGACGUAUUUAUUUAUCUACUUCUUUGACGCACUAAAAUGUAUUGAUGACCUGGUACCCAAAUGACCUUUGUCGCGUGCACAUUUUCCUUUUUUUUGACAACCUUUCUCGCCAACAGCAGUACAAAAGUGGUCCUCAAGGGAGGCAAUUCUCUCCCCCCACUCGUUUUCCUCCUACUCUCGCGAGUGGGCUGAGGACGGGGGAUUAAGAAUCUUCAGAGGGGGACAAACAGGGCGUAAUGGGAAAUACAUUUUCAAUCAGGCCAAAUUUCCGAAAAAAAAAGUUCUAAAUAAAUGUUUUUUGUCUCCUUAGGCCUGUCGUGAGGGAGAUGUCGCUAGUCUGAACUUUUUAUUAGAGAACAACGCGACAGAUGUGGACAAACUGAGCGAUUGCGGGCUGGCACCACUUCAUUACGCUGCACGUAACAAUCACGGAGAAGUUAUACAGCUGCUUAUCGACCAUGGUGCAGGUCAGUAGAUCAGCGUUCAGUUCAAUACAGUUACCCAACUCAGUGCUAAAAGACUUCAAAGUGUAACCUCUUCCCAUAAUGUCAAUGCAUUAGGCAGAACACAUGUAAUGAGAAUCGACAAACUUAUCAACCGGGUACUUUGAUUAAAAGCAAAAUUCUUCUAGUGCCAAUCACAUAGCCGGAAAUCCAUAGAAACUGGAAGAGAAAUACUACUCAGAUCUAGGCUCGGUAUUUAACUUGUGAACCCAGUUAUUCGGACAGUUUACAGGAUUUUAAAAAAAGUUUCAAAUGCAAAUUAAACAUCUUUGCCUUCGGUCCAGAUUCGUGUUAUUAGUCGACUAUUGUGAGUGCUAUAUGACAUCUGAAUAUUACACUUUCCAAAACAAACUCCUUGUGGCAAAUAUAACCUGGCGAUAAGAGCUGGUCUUACUUAGAAAAAUAUCUUAUUCAAAUAAUCGAAAAAAUAUUGAUGACCGGGUCGUUCGUUACCUCAUUUCUUCGUCUCAAGACGUCUCCUAGUUAUCGUUAAGCAGAUAGACUACGAGCAGUCCCUUCUUUUAAGCAAAGUCCGCCGCGCGAAUCCAAAAAAACAAAACGGCGAAAACAAAACUUGAUGUUAGCGCACCGCGUGGAGCUCUGGGAGUGAUGCACAUCAUUCACACUCAAAGUCCUCCACUGCACGCUAACAUCAAAAUUAUUUUUCGCUGAUUUUUUUUUUUUUUUUUUCGGACUCGUGCAGAAAAGGAGAGAAGUUGUCUGUACAGGAGACAGAACACAGAGAGAGUCUACCUAAUCCUAUACUUCCUUCUUUCUCAAACAGACCCUAAUGUGACAGCCACCACUGAAAACAAAUUGCUCUCACCAUUGCACUUUGCGAGCUGGUAUGACACAGAUGAAGCAGUAAAUACUCUCAUUGAUAACAAAUCUAAUGUGGAGUGCAGUGCUGUAUUUGGACAAAAGCCUCUUCACUUUGCUGUCACACGUGCUAGUCUAGAACUUGUUAAGGUCAGCACUGUUCCUUAAUAAACUUAUAAUUUUAAGCAUUUCCUAGAGGAUUUUUUAUGUGUAGGACUCGAGUGUCAAAAAUCAGACAUGUGUUCUCUGAUUUUGGACACCUGCAUUAGUUUUCAGACGGUACCUUCCAUUUCGGACACUCGACUCCGUUUCAAGACACCACCGCUUCCGCUUUCAGUCGAUACCGUCCGUUUUCGGGGACCAACAUUUGAUUUUGGACACAACCGUCCGAUUUCGGACGUUAGCGUCCUUUAUCGGGUGGUAUCAUACAAGUUUGGACACGUGGGUCCGUUUAAGGAAAGUACCGUCGGAUCCAAUACAGUUGCCUCUGUUUUCGGUAGGUAGCAUCUGAUUUAAGACAUAAGCGUCCGUUUCCAGACAGCACCAUCCGAUUGCAGACACUUGAGUCCAUUUUCAGGAUGGCAUCGUAAGAUUACUAACACUUAAGCGGUUUUCGGACGUGUGUAAUGUUUAUUUUCUGAAUUUUUAUUUCCGCAUUUUCGCCGCAUCCUUUUUUAUUGUCAGUCUUUUUGAACAACAUGAGUAAGUUGUAGUAGUAGUCUCUGAACCGUUUUUUUUUUCCCAGACAUUGUUAACCAAAGGAAAAGCAAAUCCAAACUCACAUGAUAACCAACAUUUUACAGCACUGCAUCUGGCUGCGCAAAGAGGACGACUGGACAUCAUCAAAAUUCUCGUAAGUCAGAGAGCGCUUUCAGAUGCGGUUCUCUUCACGGACUAGCCUGCAUUUAUCUAGUAUGAUCCUGUCUUUACAAGAUGACAUUUUUUUGGUAAAUUGACUCUUUUUCUUUUCCCUCUGUUAUUUAUGUGAUAAUUUUUCCUUUUGGUAGCUAACACACGGAGCUAAUCUUCGAGGCCAGAAUGACGAAGGUGAUACGGCGGUACACAUUGCAGCGAGAGAGGGACGAGAUGAGGCCUUGAAGCAUCUUCUACAAAGAGGUGCUACGAAACUUUUAAUUUCCUUCUUCCGCAUUCCGAUGACAACACUUGCUCCGUUGUAUGAAAACCCUGAGAGAACUUUAAGACAAAAAGUAGGAGAGCGACCGUUCAGAAUUAAAAAAAUAGGGAAAUGGGAUGAUGAAAGUUUCCGUUUGUAAUCACACGAAGCGUUGAUCCCACCAAUAUGCAGCAAGUAUAUCACAUAUGAUCCAAGAAAUAUUCCUAGUCAUCAUUUUGAUAGGGUUGUCUGUAAUUCAGACGUAGUUCUAUAGAGUGUGGGAGCGCAGAGUCCAAGGGUCUGGGUAUGGAUUCUUUAUGGGGACUCAGUAUUUUUUAUCUACACCACGUUCGUGGCAAGACGAAAAGGUUUUUCUUUUUGGGAAAGACUUCGUGGUCCCAAGUCGUUCUAGAUGAUGUCUAAGGGCUUACCAUGGUCUGUUGUCAGGUUUUCUUGAAGAAUAAUUCGAACACAUUCAUAGAUCCUGUUGUUUUCAGGCCAGAAACUUAAAUCGACUCGUAAUUCACUUGUCACAGUUCCCGAACAAACCGGAGAUACAGCUGAUUUUUAAGUUGCUAAACAACUUUACUUUCUUUUCAGCGUCAUUGGACGGUAUAUCGUGCAAGGAUCUCUUAAACAGUGAGAAUUGUGAGUCAAAGAGCUGUUUACAUUUGGCAGUGGAUGGUGGACAUGUGAAGGUAAAUAGGAAAUGUUAUUGAUGUCUUUGAUGUUGUUGGUUUUGUUGCCAUAGUCGUCUUUUCCGUUAAUGCUGGGCUAUUUUCAUGCGCUUGGUAUUCCUGUUUUUCCUGAUCUUACUUUUAUCCUAGUUGUAAUAUAUGUAAUGUUCUUGUUGUCUGUUACAACACUUUUGCUCGUUUAUCGUUGUCCUUAUUGUUAUUGUCGUCGUCAUUGCUGACUCUUAAGAUUGAUGGCAAGCUUGAAGUGAAAUAACUCUCUAAUUUUUUAUAGUGACCUCUCGGUGGUGGAAGCCACUAUAUAAUGAAUCUUGGCGGUUGAAGUAGAAUACAUCGUAAAUAAUCGUAUAUAAAACAGAUUUAAUAUAACAGAUGUAUUUCUUGUGCGAUUGCACACCGUUUAGGCAGCCAUCGUUUGCAUCGAAUAUGGCGCAGAUCCCCAUCCUGUGGUAAGCAAAUAAAUCAGUUUUACUUCAGUUUACAAACCAACCAGCAAUAUUUACACAAAAAGACAUGAAAUCCGGUUCAAUCAAAUAUCAUACAUUGAAAAUCAUUUCAAAGGAAACAUUUUCAACAGGAGAAAAUUAUUCAUAGUGUAGCCUGUGUACAAGUAACUGAGAAACUCAAGAAUUUGCCAGAAAUGUCGACCUCUGGUGGUGCACCACGGCGACAAACACAAAUCAUGCCCCUCGCUUGGAGGAAAAUGGCCCUGAUUGCAGCACUUAAAACCUAUCAGCACACUUAUUAAAGAUAUGGUACUGUUAAAGCUUUUUUUUUUUUAGUAACAAUCAAACAAAAAAGACAAACUGAAUGAACCAACGAACCUCUCCAGUAACGAUCAAGUGAGUUCUUUAACUCAUAUGCUGAGUGAAUGGCAUAAUCCAUUGUUCCACGUGAUUUCUGCGAUAAGUUCUAAAAGAGAAAAACAGAAAUAUAGCUGAUGCUAUAGAGAACUAUGGGAAUAACUCGUAUCUUUUUAGUAUCACUGGUAAAUCAGCAAUCGAAAUAUGUGGGAAAAAAAACAAAAAAUUAAAAACCAUUACAGGCAAACAACCAAAACAAAGAGUGCGAAUUCGUUUUAUCGGGUGUCGACUAAGAUUGCAUUGUUGAAUUUGAUUUUCUUAGGCCAAAAGAAACCUUCCACUCCAUGUGGCGAGCUCUACUGGUAAUUUACCUAUGGUAAAAUUUUUACUAUCGCAAGAUUCAAUUCACGUUGACGAGGAGGACUGUGAAGGAAUGACACCAAUACUCAGGUACCGGCUUAAAGAGAGACCUUUCUGUACUAAAUAAGACUAGAGAGAGAAAACUACAUGUUCUACUAGUGUUCUGUGUGGUGAGUAGUUGUGACACUGAAUCGUGCCUAAUCUUAAGGCCGAUGUGUUCGGUCGUUGAGCUGUGCGCGUAUAAAAAUGAGCUGAUUUGAUUUGAAGGUGCCAGUAUCGAAAACCGACACCAUGUUGUUACGUUACUCCCGGCUUUGCAUGAUGCUGUUACGAUACUCCUUUACAGAUGCACGUUUUGCCCAAUACUGAUCCUUGAUCUGUUAAGUGAUAUAAUCAAUAAAUAGCUGUUUCUUGUGAACUGAUCCUAAUCAGCCAUGGCGUUCCAAGAUCUUUUAAAAACUAACCAAUUUUCCUCCUUCAUCUUUAAUUAUAUUAUUAUAUCCUGCAUGAUGCUUCUUGAUGGUUCUUAAUGCAGACUCCCGCGGCGUAAUCCAAUUCCUUACAUACUCGCAGUCUGAAAAUAAUGAGGAAAUUUUAAAGAGUUAUGUUUUGUUUUCUAUUUUGUAAGUAAUAAUUUAUUAACAUCUCUAUUCAGGUGCACACAAUCUUCACAACUAACUUAUGAAUAAUUAGCAUUGCGUUUGAAUGCGGAGCGCUUCUAGCUCUUUCUUGCUAUUAUUAUUACAUCGACGAAGACGGUUAUCGGCGUUGUUGAUCUUGUUCUGUAAAGAAUCCUUUCAAACUUAUCCAAAACACCAAAAAGUUUUAGAAUGGUAUUUUAUCAGAGCCGCGGGCAGGAUAAAAGAUUUAUUCUCAGGAGGAAAACCAUCUUUAAGUUCAUUAUAUUGCUUUGCGUUCUUGGAGGGUGGUACACCAUCAGACUAAGCUACACCAUGUGUAAAAGUUCUGCUGAAAAAUAUGAUUCAGAAAUAAGUCGUCCUGAGGACUGGUUUGAUGGAAAUAUUACAAGGUUUCAAAACAAAGCCAAUCUCUACAAUUAUGUGGUUCUACGAAAAACCACAAUUGACGCAUAUGGAGAUUUUUCCUGCUCCAGUUCGGAGAAACGACGAAUGUGCUCGUUCAAAGUGGAAACGCUUAUUCAAGCGGUACAGAUGUGCAACGUUUACGGUGAUGUUUGUGUGGGAUUUGUACUCACGAGGGACAUGAAUAUACGACUGAAACAUCAAGUCAAACGAUUAAAUUUCGAUAGCCAGGCGGUAACGUUGGUGAAAAGCGCCUUCGUACCUCGUUUUGGGCAAACUCAGCUGCCCAAACUGUUUACAUCUACGAACUUCUCAAGGCCUGGGAAUUAGAUAUAGAUUUAACUCUCCAUAUCUCAUGCACCCAAUUCAGCUGCCAUCUGUUUACUUCUCCAUGGCAAUUACAGAAGAAUUACUCUUUGUAGAAGCUACAACAUUAUUGUAAAGCGUUGGCGGGAGGAUUUAUAGUCUUUGUUGUCCUCAUACUAAUGAAGCUGCAUGGAUAAUGAAGCGGGAUGUGCUUGACAAGAUGAUAAUUGAAUAACAUAUCUCUGACCUCUGUCCACGCACUGCGCAAGGCCAUAAGUCUGUAAAGGGAAAUGUCCUGUAUUGUUUCCUAAAAAGCCGCGGAUCUUGUCAGGAAACGCCAGAGCAAUACUCUUAAAUAAAAGUUUUCAUACGACAACCUUCUGCCGAUAUAACUAAACUGUGUGUUAACAAUUCCUCUCCAGUCCGCAGAAAAUUAAACGGAUUAAACAUGAUAAAGAGAUCUUUAAGACAUGCUUUGUAGAUCUUGCUACAAAUCUCUUAUCAGUUAUAUAAAUUCAUCAAAACCAUCAUAACAAACUCCUGUUCGUUUAAUAAAAUUCUUAAUACUGAAGUCAGUUAUUUAGUUAUAUCGUUAACUAAGGUAGUAUUUUCGUCGUUAAAUGUGUGUAAAUUUAAAAUGCAACUGUUCUGGAAAUGAACGGUGCGUUUAGUUCCGCCUUGUGGUCAGGUCGCAUUUUCUGAUUUUAGGCUAUUGCAUUUCUGUACUUAUUUUGCUGCACAGUAGGUUAACUGCAUGCCAUGCCAUGAUCAUCAGCUGAUAACAGGUGACAUGCACUUGUAUGGAACGUCUACUUUCAGUUAAUAAUAAAUACAUAAUCACCGAUUACAUUGGCUUGCAUCUUUUUCAUCAAGGGAUUAUUUAAAAGCAAAUACGUUAUUAUAUAUUUAGUUUAAUUCAUUUAAGAAGAUGUUGUUACUGUGAGUGAUUGACUUAAGUUAAGACACGUAGUAAUCAAGAAAAUAGAGCUGGGUCUUGUUUUUGUAGCGAAUAAACGUUGGAGAUUAUUUGACUCAGUAAAAAAAGCGAUUUGGGUUUAAAGUUGUUUCUCGCUUUUGAUUUCAGGGCCUCUUUGUCCGGCCACGUAGAAAUAAUUGAACAUCUCAUCAGUAAGGUGACGUGGAAAAAAUAUGAAAGGCCAGUUUUAUUUAACUUUUAGUAGACUAGCCUUCUAAAUCAACCACUUUAUCUUCAUGAACAAUCAUCUAUCAGAUUUCUUGAGUGCAUCUUUUAGAUACACGAUAUUUGUGCAUUCUUCAUUGUCCUGCUAUGCCUCAUAAAAGAAGCUCUCUCGCAAAUGAAAGGGCCAGGGGGGAAUGGUUUUCUGUAUAGUCAAUAAAAGAAGAUACUCUCCUCCCUCCCGAACCACCAAACCGUUGUUAUUCCUUCAACAUCUGAGCCAUUUCAUGUAACCUGGCUUUCCUUCUCUACUUUAUUAGGGAGCAGCCAUCUGCCCGUUACCAGACUCCAUGGCACCAUCGCCGUUGAUGUGUGCCGUCAAAAGAGGACAUCACAAAGCCGCCGUGUUCCUGAUCAAACGCGGCUCACCGAUAGAUCUGAGAGACGCCCACCAAAGAACCUGCCUUCAUGUCGCUGCUUACAGUGCCAAUACAGAAACUGUUGACAUCAUCCUUGAGGUGUGUUAUGGCUGCAAGUGCGCAUGCGUAGACCUUCUUAUCUCAGUCGUGCGUAGAAUAUACUUACCUAUGGAGAAAGAGUUCAGGUUCCUUGUGUUUCACAGAAUAAUUUAACUUCCAUAAUAAUAGCACCACAAAUUAGAAACAGCUAAUUAACCAAAGCUUAAAACAGAUUCGCCAAUGAAUCGAUACUUCAUUAGACCAAAGCGUAAUGAGAAAGCAAACAAAAUAUGAAUGUAGCUACGGGCAAGCCAUAAUAAAAGCAGGAAAACGCAGAGUGCCACGAACAGCAUAAAAAUUAGAUCACUUGACCUGGAACAUUCCUUCUUGUACUGGCUUGAUGAAUCAUCCGUCUUCUAAAAUGUACCCCUUUGGGGGAGGCAAGAGAAUUAUCUCUAAGUUGGUUGCAUUACUAACAAAUUUACGAUGAUAAAAACUGAUGAACCUCACAACAAGAUAUAUCGUAAGGUAGCUUCUAGGUAAAACUAAAAUUCCAAGUCACUAGUGACAGUCUGAAAUCUAUUAUAUUUGUAGGACGGAUCGGAGAGUUCAGAAUGUCUCGAAGGAGUAUAGAACAUGAAGAAUAUCAUUUUUCGAUCUUUCGAAUAAACUUCUUGAUUCCAAUGACUCCCGUUUCUAAAACAGAUAAAACCGGUGAAGAAAAGGAAAACUUAUACUUCAGUAGCAUAGUUAUAUUCCUGAAAUCAGAAGGUAGAUUUCGGGGCAGAUUUCUAAGAAAUUUUACCCAUGAAAAGUAUCAACUAGACCAUAAUUCCUCGGUUUUGCAGAACGGCGGUAUGUGUUUGAUAGACAGCUUGGACAGAGACAAUAGGACACCAUUACACUACGCUGCUGCUAAAGGAAGCCUUGAGGUGGGGAGAAAGAUAUUAGUUUAAUAAAGUUACAUGCAGUAGGACCUUCCUUCACGGUCACCUCCUUAUGUUGGUCGUUUUCCAAAAAAUGCAAAUACUUGUUUGUAACCCAUGGGCUGAGACCCCACGGAACCAGCAAGUCUCUCUUCUAAGUGACCUUGCCCAUUAUCUGGGCUGUUGUCAGUGACCUCGUGGACUUGAGAUUUCAGGAGAUCGCAAGAGAACGGUUCAAUUACAGAGUAUAAGUACAAUAUCUCCUUGUCUCUUUUCUCGUUCUUUUGUAGUGAUAUUCUAUAGAAAAUUUUUCCUAGUGUCUUCAGCAGGAUUUUUGUUUGUUUUUUCCUAUCAGAGCAAUCUUUUUUUUCAGAUUCUUCAGAAGUUACUUAGUGCAGGGGCAAAGAUAGAUAUAAAAGAUGACGAAGAAAAGAUUCCAUUACACAUGGCUACCGAGUAAGUAGCAAAUGUUAUUAUUAAGAGAACUUGGAACUGAGCUAACGUGAGAUCUUUCGUACUUGCUUAAAUGUUCUUGGUUUUUCGUUGGUUGUUUUGUUACGUUUGUUAUUUGUUUUCAAGUAAAUAAGCGGCUGAGCAGGCUGUGGCUAAGAAAUUUUUAGUGCAGUCCCUGAAAAGAGUACUGCAUGCAUUGAUUGUCAGUCGCAAUAUUGGUUUAAAAUGGUCUUGCUUUCAGAAAGGGAGGGAAGAGAAGAAGGUCAUGACCGAGAUCUGUAAAGGCGCUCUGUGAAGGUUCUAUAUGCCUCAAGGCCCAAAGUAGAUAAACAACUGGUGAGAUAAUCGGUAUCGGCGUUUUAUUUUAGGAGCGGCAGCCUGGCUUGCGUGAAAGUGUUAUUACAAGCCGAUCCAAAGACUCUUAGUAGCACGGAAUACCGCCUCAGAGCUCCAUUACAUUUUGCAGCGUACGAGGGUCACUUUGAACUGGCAAAGUUCUUGCUCGAUAAGGGAGCUAACCCGGAUCAGAGGUAAGACGGGUUAGAUUCAGUACAAACCGUUGGCGCGUCUUGAGAUGCUUAGCCUAUAUUUUUCAUGUAAAUCAUUUUCAAUCCGUCUCAAUCUUGUCAGUCCUAAGCUUUUCAUUCGAGUAACCUUUGUUAAGGAAAGUAUUUAACUUUUAUAAAAAAAAUAACAUUUUCAUUUCAGGGACGAAAAUCAUCUGACUCCGCUCUUGAUAGCGACAAGAUUAAAUCAUUACAAUAUAGUAGUUCUCCUCUUGGAUUACGGCGCAAAACUUAGUGCACAUUCCAAAAAUCGGGUAAGAUAACUUUUUUACCAAUUCUUGAUUAUGAAUACUAAAAAAUAAAUCCUGUGCACACACACAAGCUCUGAUAAAACAGGAAAUUUAAUUAAAUUGAUGCGCCAACCUUUCCUUUUUAAAAACGUUAUGCAAUUGCGGUCAUAUGAUAAGCUCAAUCCUUCAUGCAUUUUGAUUGACUCUGACUUAUGAUCGACAGGAAGACAGACGCACAGAUGACGCCACCAUUAACAAAAUUUUGCUUUUUUUAUCAUAUGAAAAAAAAAAAUGGAAUCCAUGUUGCCGUGGGUCUGUACAGCAAAAGAUCACAGAAGAAGUCAAAACGUGGUAAGAACAUCAGUGACACACUUGGCUGCGGCUUGUGUGCUACUUUUUUGUUCCUACCACAUUUUGACUAUAGACAUUUUUUACUGGACAGACGCACAGCAACAUAGCAUCUAUUUGUUAAAUUGUCAAAUGAUUGAAAUGAUUGUUCUAUUUCACAAUACAAUCAGGCAAAUAUGUUCCAUUAUAGUUCCCGAUUUUUAUGGAUCUUUUUCAAUUAGACAACACCCAUUGACCUGGCAGCAUAUUUUGGCAAUGCCCGCAUAGUUCGAUUGUUGCUAAACCGUGGAGCUGACGUAAAGAAUAAGUCCUCGUUUGGCAAAGGAUGUUUGGACUCUGCUAUUAAAGGAAACCGGCCAGAAACCUGCAUGGAAAUAGCCAAACACAAACGGUGAGGAAAGACUGCAGUUGUAUCAUCUGUAGCACUGUAUCUUCCAUCCUUGAAUUCCUGAGUCAAAACGCAAUCCUGAAGAUUUAUUUGUGAUUAACGUGCACGCCUUUUACAAUUGGCGCCUUCCUGAUGGUCAAAGCUCAUCGGACAUCAUGUAUCCACAAAGAGAUAUAGCAACCAAAAAACUGUUUUCCUCUGGCCUGGCUCGCAUGCAUGCAAACCGAGAGACACCUAAAACAGUUCUAUAUUUCUGUUGAGCUUAGCUCAAAAUAAAGUAUGUCCAUAUGCUGUUACCUCUGCUUCCUUGUUCUCCUUUUCACCAGCAAUAUUGAGUAUCUUUCCUAAUGGCUUAAUUUUGUAAAAAAUUCAAAGAGAGAUCACAAGCUCUUGGAGUAUCUUUCGGAACUCUCCUAUUGAAGGAAGAGAAAGGACAGAACGUGAGACCAGCCAUCCUCGUCGAUUUUCAGUACUGAUUUUCUUCAGUUCAGAUCAAAGAACACUUAUCAAAGUGCACCAGUAUAGUAAGAUAGUACGCCACUCGAGUUGCUGAUAUUUUCAAUUUAUUCUGUUUAAUCAGCUGGAAAGAAUGUCUUGAAGUCAAGGACGACGAAGGAUUUUGUAUGAUGAAACAUCUUAUCGAAAAAUUUCCCGAAGUAGCCAAGGUACCGAACUGCAUGAUUUACGUGUUAAUACUAAAUAAAUCUUUAAGCGUUAACUUUUCCGUGGACUGUCAGUUUUGAACUUUAAAGAUGAUUAAGACCGAGGACAAAGUGCUAGUCAUCACGGAUUUGCAGUUCUAAAAUGCAUUUUUGGAAAGAAAGAUCGCAAAUAAACAAACAUUUUCGCAAAGGGACAUAAUCCAUAUCAAAUAAGUUCUAUAUGAUCUCUGAGGUACUGCUAAAGCCAUACACCAUAAGUAAUAAAUCAUUAGCAAGAUACAUCUCUGCCGUUUACGAAAAAAAGAUACAUUCAUCCCUCUUGAAACUAGCUUCUCUGUGUAAACGGCUUUUGAAUUCUGAAACUUACGCUAUUUUUUUGGGAUGUGAUCAAAUUAUUCCCAAAUGAUUUUAUUUAACAAGAUUCUCGCAGAGAAAUGAAUGUACAUUUUUUUCUUGCAUCCCUCAGCUGGUAAUGGACAAAUGCAUCGAGACUUCUGAUCACAUGAAAACAGAUGUGGAAUAUUCGGUAAGCUUUGUGUCAAUUCAAGAAGUUUCUUAGUGAUCUUUAAGGUUUAUUUUUUUUUGUUGGUCUCAGGAACCACCCUUUGUCUACUUUUGUAUUGAAAUUGGCUAUGAUUAUAAAAUUUUCCUCCAAAAGAUCAACCAGUAAACAGCCAAAUUGUUCAUGAAAUGCCGCGGUAAUAUCUUCUCGUCAAUUCUAAUCGAGAUAAAACCCCGGGGUAUUAUUGGGUGAUCUAUAACGAGAUGAACGGGUCUUAUGAAAUAAUUUUAAAAGAUGUGCAUAUAUUGUAAAUGGCAAGUAUUUUUUUCUUUCCUGUAGAGUCGAUUUAAUUGUUUUAAGUGUGAUCACUGAUUUUGCCCAUUUUCUUUGCAAGGAACGUGGUUUUACAUGUGUCAGUUAUGUCUACUCUAGCUUUGAUGUGACUUGUCAGACAAACUGAAAGUCUCUGUAAGUUCUGUAUAACCCAUUUGUCCGCCCACAAUCUCCUUCACUGUCCCUCAAAAGCCUCACAGUGCUCCUUGUUUUGUCGUAAAUAGUACAUGGGAUUAUUCCUGAUAAUUUACAGAACUAAUGUGAAUGUUAAUGAAAAAGUUUAGAGUAUCUAUGUGAUCAUUUCGCAAAUUCCCAUCUUGAUAUUAACCCUUGCUUCUUUUUUCUCUUCUUUUAGAAAUCAUUCAAUUUUGUUUUUCUUGAUCCUAUUCCUGGAGAACAAACUAAUACAGAAGGAGAGUGGUACUUUGGUCCCAAGGUGUGUAUAUCGUGUAUCAAAUACUCUGGGCAUUGACACUUGACUACUUAUCUUAAAUAACAAAUCAGCUUUGCGAAGAAUAACAGGUUCGUACCAACUGAAUAAAGGGAUCACUUGUUUUUAAUUUACAAUGUUUGUUUGUUGCAGCUCAUGUUAAAACAUGGUCACCGUGAUCUCAUUCUUCAUCCUUUGACUCGAGAACUCAUGAAAGCGAAAAGGUAUGAGCAAUGGUAGCCUCUCUUGCACUGCUUAACAGUACAUAACAAAUGCACGACCUCGAGAAAUUCUCAAAGUUAAAACGAGCGGUAUACGACGGUGCUUCUAUGAAAAGGGGGUUUCUAAAAAGAGAAAAGUUUCUAAAGAGACCGUGGUGCUGCGUCGCUGGGAGAGCAUAACUGGGUAGUUUAGUAUUAUCAACUGAUCUGAUAACGUAAAUUGGCCACUGUAAAGAGUUUCAAAGCUGACGUUUCGAGCGCUAGCCCUUCUUUCGCUCUGACAAGGGCUAACGCUCAAAACGUCAUCUACGGUGUCCAAUUUACAUUAUCAACUAAGUUGAUUAAACCAAAUUACCCUGUCUAUGAAAAUGUUGCCUUACUGAUGAAAAACCUUUGGUACGAGGCAUCUUAACUCAUCCCUUUGAUCCCCAGAAGUGACUAGCAACAAAUUUCUCCUUACAAUAUCACCCCUAAAUCAUACAUUAAUGUUAUAAAUAAACAAAAUCUUCACCAACUAGAGAAGCUCUUGAUUGUCAAACAAAUUCUCCUUAACAGCACCUUAGAAAAUGUAGGGAGAAGAGUAUGGAGAAUAUACACACUGAUGUUGGCUUAUACCUCCACUUUCUGGGAGGCUUUAUGAUCAAAAAUGGUGGUCUUUUUUUUUUUUUUGUCUUAACCUCAAAACACUUCCCUCGUUUGAAAGAACUUUAAACGAAACCUUUUCAUCGUUUUGUGGGCAAAAUGGGGGAAACCAUUCGCGGAAUAUCUCUGGAUAUUACCCAGUCAUAGCGUAUUCGGUUACGUGAAGAGUUUAAGCCAAUCGUGUGUAAGCAUGAAUCGAUAUCUGAUGAAAUUAACUGAUGUCAUUUGAUGACCAGUUUGUUUCGUAUUUUAUAGGUUGUCUUGGAGAUUGAAGUACUUUUACUUGGCAGCCUUCAUAUACACAUCAUUCACUUUGAUCCUGACGUUCCUUCUGCUGUGUCUCAAUUCACAGUCCAUUGACAGGCAACACAACUCCACUUCUGAAUUCUCUAGGGUACGUUGUCUCUUAGUCUUGAUACGAUAUUGUUUUGGUGUAUUUUUCACGACAAUGAGAAUGACUGAGAGACUAAGUGAGCGAAUGACUGACUGAUUGACUGAUUGACCGUCUGAAUACAUUGUCGAGUGAACGAAUGAAUGAAUGAUCGAUUGACACCUUAUUGGACAAUAAACAUGAUGAGUGUUUCAGCAGUGAGUUACGAUAUUCAUACCAAUAGCAAUUGCGCAAAAUAUAACAUCUGGACAGAAAUGAAGAGCCCUAUAAUGAUUUUUAACUUACAUAAAUAAUUAACCUGUAUUUGUUUUCAACUUCUCUUCCCUCAGUUGAACCUUACCAAUUAAUUUAAAUUCCUAUUCACAAUCUAACCUAAAAACAAUUUUAAAGAUAUACACUACCGACAUGUAGUUCAUGGUGUACUGUAAUGGUGUUCCCAUUAUUUUAAUCACAUCCUCUUCGCUUGGACUUAUUUAUCUUGCUGACUGUGACGUUACACUCACUAUUUCUGUCAGGAAUUCUGUCCCAGUUAUGGUUUUACAGUCUCGAGAAUGGUGACGUCAGUAAUUUCAGGCGUCUCGUUGCUGAGUCAUAUUUACAGAAUAUAUGUCGAGGUAUUGUUUGUUAGUAUGGUCAACGUUAUUUUUUCCGUUUGUAAUUAAGGACUGGUCCUCCCUCACGAUAAAAUCUACCUGAUCUCUCGGCUUUGUGACAUUCAUAUGAUUCCCCCGUUGCUGGCAGUUAUUUGGCAGUCAAUGGUCCAUAGUCCUCCCUUUAUACUCUGUUAGCGACGACUUAUUCCCCCUCAUCGAAGCUGUCUUUUUAUUUCGUCCCAAGUAGCUCGCACGAUAGAUUUAAAACUUCUUUACACUUGUGUAUUUCAGAAAUGGAGUUAUUGGAUGGAUAUUUCUAAUAUAUUAGAGUUACUAAGCUUUUCUGCCGCCAUUAUCACGGUUGGCAGUAGAAAAAUUUGGCACAAUGAACGGUUUGAAUUUUCGUUUGGAAUCCUUGCUGUUCUUCUGGCAUAUAUCACAAUGAUGUCAUAUUUACAAAGGUAAGGCAAAGAAUGACUUCAGAUUACUCAGUCAACUUUAGCCUGAAUCAGGUUCUUAGUUAGUGAAGGGGAGUGAAAAAGCGGUCGUAAGGAUAUGACGGGGAUCAAGCGACCAAAAAGAAGAAGAAGCUGUUCCGUAACAGGCGCAAUCUCCCGCCCGCUCUUUCAUUCUUCCCUUUUGACUGAGAGUUGGUGCAGGUUAGCUUUAUCUAUGAACGUAGUUUUCUUUAAAGAUAUUUUCUCAUUUACUUUUUGUCUCUUGGUCUAAAAUAAUCCAAGAUUUUCUUAACUUUGACUUUUGUUAAUCACUUGGUUGAUUGUUUCUGUCGCUAUUUCUAAAAUACAAGCUCUUUCACUAAGACUUUUUAAUCUUCUUCGCACGUUACAAACAUUACAACAGGUUCGAAUGUGAAUUACUGAAAUUCCUCCCCAUCUCGUCUUUACCCGUUUCACUUUUAUCUCUAUCUGCAGUUCGUUUAAAGCUGGUAUCUACGUCACGAUGAUGUUCGAAGUGCUAAGGACUCUUCUGGUGGUAAAUUAGUACUUCUCUGUAACUCGAAACGUAACGUAUAAAUUUUCAUAGCAAUAAAGGAAACAAGACCAACAGAAAUGGCUCUUAACUUUCCUCCUUCUUCAACAGUAGUACCUGUGUUUGGGAGUAGACUGUUCCCUUGAUAAGGAAUUUGAUAUUGAAAUGGAGCAAUUUUCAAUUGAGGGUCGAAAGUAGUCCGAUAUUGAUAGUUUUGCCCUAUAAUUGCCCACUCUCUCCUCCAACCAAACGCAAAACCAAAACCAAUCGCAAAAGGAAGGUUUAAAGGAACUUGCGAUGAACUGGGGUGUCAUUCAGAGCUAAGAAGAUAAAGUUAAAUUGAAGGCCGUUGAUACUGCGAAGACGGGAGAUAAAGAAAAUCGAGAAAAGUUUUGGUAAUUGUGCAAUUUAGUAUCACAUUCAAAUUGAACCUAAUGCGGGUGCGAACGUAUCCCACUAGUGGUGGAAUAUCGUCGCGAAAUAUUCUCGUGAAACAUAAGCUUCGAAUCCUCAUCACGGUCACAAAUAUUUUAUCGAGGUUCCUUUAGUUUAUUUACUGCAUAAUAUUCACACAGGUCUGUGCUGUGUUCUCUAUUCUCCUCUUUGGAUUUGCCUUGGUCUUCCAUGUGCUGCUAUCAAAGGAAGCAAACGUAAGCUGACUUCUUGAUAAUCAAAACUUAGUUUAAUUUCCUUACGGAAAAGUAAGACUUAUUCAUAUUUCCUGCGUUCGUUUUAACCCUAUCGUUGUUACGUAGGACUUCAUAUAGGCUGUUAAUUUCAUCAUUACCUGGAACAUAGCAUAUGUCAAUCAUGCUCUAUGAUGGUGAAUCGCGCUGUUACACGGAGUCUGUCAUUAACCUCACAUUGACUCACCACCUAUUGCGAAUGCGUUCUUAGUAAGAAGCGAGAGCAUUACCAACAGAAAAUGAUUGCGCUGUUCAUCAACAGAACUUAACAUUGCUAUAUUUAACACAAUUUUUCUGAGACUUUUCUCUGCUCUCAGGCCUCAAGAAAUGGUAUUAACCUUUCCUCGAAUGGCGAGGUAAGAAAUCACAUAUAUCUACAAAAUGUUCGCUUCAAGUUAUGUAGUGCGCUUUCCACUGAUAGUGAUGUAGAUCUCACAUCAUGAAUCCUGUUCUGCAAGCUAUCUCUGAUUUUACAAAACUCCUAUUAUUUUCACCUUCUCGUCCAGAAGUGACACACAACGUGCUAAAGAUUGUGCCUAAGAAUUCCUUCAAUGCACACUAUUUCUUCCUUGGUCUGAGUCUGGUGGUUUUCAGUAUAGUUCUGCCAAGCCAAGUUAAUUGAACUAAACAUAAUCUGGGGCCAAAAAACUACAAAAAAAACGUUGUGUCAAUAACAGAAAGGGAGAGCUGAAAAAACUUUUUGGUGCAGUGGGUUUGUGAUAGGAUCGUGGUUUAAGAGAUGAGAUAAGAUUCUUAGUUUUCAGCAUCAAUCAACAGUAUUAUAAAGAGACAUCAUAUUUGCUUCCUAACUUUUGGGCCUGAUUUUCUCUGCAUUACCGUAGUGUGCGUUAAUGAAUACAUUGAAAAAGAGCAACAUGAUAAUAACUACUUUUACAGUUAUCGUAAUACUCACAAUAAGGAUAAAAAAACUGCAGUGAUUUAUCAUUAUUAUUAUUAUUAUUAUUAAUAUCAUCAAAAUAUUAUUACGGCAUAAAUAUUAUACGGCAUAAAAUGUCCGUUUUACAACUUUAUACAUUCUAGAAUUUCACUUCGCGUUGAAUAACAGAGCUUCGAGCUCGGGUUUCACGAAACACGAAGAGCCGAUCAAAGAAAAUUGCUUUGGUGGAGAGGACUGUUAGUGCAGUUUAGUUGCGGUUUCGACAAGAAUAAGACUGAGACAGCUCAGCUUAAAGUAAUUCAUUUGAACACACUCACUAUCCUUAUUAAAUAGCAAUCGUAGUCACCUGUAAAGGAGUGAUAAGUUAUUUUAUCUUCUUUAGGACCCCUUUGGUCGUUUAGAUCUGGCGAUGUUGAAGGUGUUGGAUAUGAUGGUUGGGGAGCUGGAAUACAGUAACUUUUUUGUUGACAAUACGCUGUAUCUUCCCGAUCUGACGAGAUUUAUUUUUGCCGCAUUUUGUUGUUUGGUGCCGAUAGUUUUCAUGAACCUGUUGGUAAGUCUCAAACUAUUAUUGAGCAUUAUGUCAAGAAUUUGAUCGAUCAUCAAUUUUUUGUUAGUAUACUGAAAAAUUUGGUUGCGCGUAAAUGCAGCAAAUAGGGAAUUCUCUUAAACUUCCAACCAUGGUCAAAAAAUGUAUAGGCGAGUCAGUUCUUUGACAGUUUGACAUUUUAAAAUUUUUCCAGUCACAAAUCCGUACGCUAACUGUUCUCGAUCAACGAUGACGAUUUAUUUCCUUCCUAGCUUUCAGUCAAGGGGCGUUACAUCCGGCGAAAUAAAAUAAAACAAUAUAAACUUUUCUGAAUUCAAUACUUGUGCCCUGAAAGCGACUGAACUUCUAAUUAUAUUUUGCUCUAAGGCUCUUCGAACUUCUAUAAAAUUAAAGUCUCUCCCACAAUUUCUACUAAGGGUAAAAUUUAAUGAUAUUUUUGCUAAAAUCAGAUUUACGAUGCAAGCACAAAAGUAUAGUCAUUUGACUUUCGAAAAAUAUCCCCUUGCUUAUCAGAUUGGCUUGGCUGUCGGUGACAUUGAAUCCAUACAGAAAAAUGCUGAAUUGAAACUUUUGGCCAUUCAGGUAAGAUAACGUGCACAAGGUGCCUCGCUAGCACUUGAAAGUAUCACAUGGUUGGGUAUUGGGGAGUUCACAGAUGUAUAUCCAUAUUUGGCAUAUCGUAACACGCUUUGGUGGAAGAGAUGAGGGGUUGAUUAACAAACAGAGAAGCCUUGACUGCGCUCUGUGGAAACCUUCAAAAUUCGGACUGUCCAUUUCGUUUUCUCUUUGAGGAUUUUCGUCUCUGCUCACGUUAUACUGACAUCUAUCAUGUUUCUGUUGCUACUUGCCGGCUCGCUUGUUCCGAAAUUUCACUUUCAAUAAAAGGUAAAAAGCUAGAGAAAAGUCGGGAAAUGGUUGGACAUAGCACAAAUUUGCAGACGGCACGAAAGCUUCUGCUCAGUUCGGUGUUUUGUUCUCUGAUAGAGCACGCUCUUUCAACCAAUGACAGCGCGCGUUAUACCCGAACUUUAUCGUAACUAAUUAUAUAUAUUAAUAAGAAAGCUGACAACAACCCGCAAAGAUUAAAACAGGGGUUGUUGCUGGAGCUAAAGUUUUAAUUCCCUGACCGGGCAAAUCUUUAAUUCACUUUUUUUUCACUCAUAAUAAGCGAAAAAACCAAUGUAUGGAACGAUCCUUUGGGCCUUUAGUCCAACACUAUUGGAAUGCCACUGCUAAUUUUGCACAGCGAGCUAAAAAAAACUGAAAAAAAGAACUGUUUCAAAGAAAUAUGUCGAGUUUCACAGCCUUUUAUUAACUACACUUUAUCAACUGUACACAGUGACACUUCCGAGGGUUUUCACUGCAUUGGGUAUGAUUCACAUAAUCUUGAAAUUAGAAAUCUGUAACCUGCCGUACUUAUGAAAUGUUUUGGGAUUGUAUUACAGAAAGGCAAAUGUGUACAGGUGUCUCGGAUAAAUAUCAGUAUCUGGGCAACUGCCCACCUACCCCUCCCCUAACCCAGCAACAGUCAAUUGAUAACAAGUAAGGGUUAAUGUUGAGUUAGGGGAGGGGUAGGUGGGUAGUUGCCCAGAUACUGAUAUUGAUCUGAUGUCUCUUUGUAGAUUAACUAUGUAGCAUUAAAAUUUUGCAAAUGUUUUUGUAGCACAAGCCUCCAUCUUAAUUAUUUACCAUACGUUCAUUCAUACGCGGAGCUCGCAGUGCGCACAGCGUAUCCCCAUAAUUAUACAAAGUAAUAGCCCAUCAUCAUCAAGCCGAAAACAUUUGGAUGUACGACCGUACGACCGUACGACCCUACAAGGUGCUACUUUUAACAUGCGUGGUCAACUGUACCGCGGGCACGCCAAUGCCAUGACUUUGUUCAGUAGUCCAGUAGUCUGUGCACUGGGCUCCGAGUCGGACGACCCGGGUUCUAGUCCUGGCCGGGGCAAGACGUUGUGCCCUUGAGACGUGCGGGAAAAAAAAUGCGAGCUCCGCUUUUAGGCUGGGCUAAAUCUUUAUAUUAUUACAUAAAAGAGAGAUAUCAUUAAUUGUAUUAAAUUUCUACUUUAUUUUUUUCUUAGAUUGAGGACGUUUUUACAUUUGAACGACGCCUUCCAAAAUGUCUUCUUCGCCGCUUUCACAAGUCGAGCAUCACAAAAUAUCCAAACAAAAAGAGACAUUUCUGGAGUACAAGUCUAAUGGUAAACUACUAGCCAGCUGGCCCCAUACUCUCCUGCGGGCGAGGAAACACUCGUGCCCGAGCCCUAAUAACGAGCGCCUGCUCGUAGACUAGCUACAUACUGUCCCCAGUAACAUAAAUGAAACUUGAGGGCGCUUUCCCAUUGUUUGUUGCAAAACUUUAACCGGCCAAAGUAAUCGCAACAGCCAAUUACAACAAAGUAAAUUGUUACACGGAGCCAUCUGGGGGUUAAAUUAAAAACAAGCAAAUUACCAGAAGCACGGCAAAAUGCAUCAUCUGAUUAGUUGAAAGGAUGGCGUUACGAGUUUUGAAAACCAAGCACAGAGCGAGGUUAAAGAAAAAACCAAAAAGGUUGUAGAUUAUUUUAGACAAUCAAGUGGAAACUGCUUUAUGCUGAAAAUAAUCGACUAACAGAUAAUUUUUUUUUAUACUUAACUAGAAUUAACUCAAAUCACUGCACUCGUUUCCUUACUUUUUUCUUCCAGUCUUUGUUUUUUAUUUCGUCAAUUCAGUCAUUUCUUAUUAACUAAUUUCAAGUUACUCAUCUGUACUCAUUAUUAGAACAUUCGUCGGUUGAUAAGUGGGAUGAAGGAUAACUCCUCCUUGGAUGAACAUGACCCCGACAACUGUGAAGAAAAGACUUCCGCAUUCUUCCAGAGAAUCGGUGCUUUGGAGCAAAAGUAUAAGUUUACCGCUAUCUUCUUUUGAUAAACAAUACAAUACGAUAGUUACCGAAUAAUCGAAAACAGCUGCAAGUUAUGCAUCUUCUAAUUGGUUAGCACACACGAGGGAACUAGUCACUAUUACUAGACCCCUCGGGAGUUCCUCAUUUGAAACUUUAACAUGGUUUAUUCGCGCCUUUCGGUUGAGGAACAGUGAUUUUUAACAGUGACAGCAGUUUGUGACUAGUUUCCAUUGAAUGUCAAAACGACCAAUAAGAAUGUAAAUAAACAUUACAACCACACAUAAGAAAUCAAACCAUUUAAAAUGUUCUGAAACUUAUGUGCGCACCCUAAAUGCGAGAUGAAGAGUCACCUCUGAUUAGUUACGUCAUACUUUUGUAUGAUCUGAUUAUGACUUAUCUGUAAAGUAUUUCAAAAUUUUUAUUGAAUCACAUGACAAAGUAAAGCAGAGGUAAUGCGGUGCUAGGUUUCUAUCGACAAAAAAGAAAGAUACUCUAAAUAGUUUGCAUGAUAUUGUUACCUUUAAUCGCAAAUAAAUUGUUGGUUUCCGAGAAAUAUUUCGGGGGACAAAGCAAUUUUGUUUAAUUAUCAUCCAUUUCUUUUAUUUACAAGCUUUUUUUCCUAAUUAUCUUGGGUAAGGUUUUCUUAUUUUUGUUCAUUUUCCUUUAGAGUGGAGAGGCUUUACGCCAACGUAGAAAACCAAACGGAAAUGUUGGAAAAAAUUGUAAAGCUGCUUUCAGGAAGGAAGGAUUUUCCUCCAGUUGUAGAGGACGUCGGAAAUCAACCCAGCCAUUCAUCGAUAGAUGUAAAGCUAUGAGACUGAAUUACUCUGAACUGACUAUGAAUGUGAUUCACGAGCCUUCUCACAAAAUUGAGAGUUUCGGAGAGAGCAACCUUUAGAGGAAAACUUCGUCUAAAAAUUAUUGGACAUCGUGAACAAUGUCUAUGUCUGGAUGGAAAUGAAACAAAAAUUGAAAUAAAAUGGGAAAAAUUGCCACCAUUUGUGACCCUCCACGGGUUUUCAAAGAAUGACGUGGACGCACUCACACGGCACGCUCGCACGUUAAAACAAAAGAACUAAAUUUUAACGCGUUAGCUGCGUGUUAGUUACUUGCCUCAUUAACUUCGCAGGCAUUGUCUUGCUUCGCACGGUAGAGACAAAGAGACGUGUUAAGAUCUUGCUUGCAACUUUGCACGAUAUAAUAUGGUGACCGUGCCAAUUUUAUAACACGCCUCUUAAAGUUAAAGUUGCUUUUGAUUUGUACAAGAAGUACGUCCUAAGCUGUAAGGCUUCUUAGGACAGCUACAUGCUCGGCCAAUACGAUACUCAAUAUCUAGUGCAACUUUGGUCGCUAAAUCGCCAAACAUAAGAGAACAUGUCGACGUUACAGUUGCGUUACGCAAGGUAUAUACCGCACUGCUAAAGACUAAGAGCUCAUAAGACGCUAAGAUCGGUGUACAGUAAAUAAUACGCGGCUUCUGCUCGGAAAACUUCGUUUUGCGCGGCUAACUGACGGUUAUUUAUUUUAAAAAUGCCGAUUUGCACCGAGUGAAGAACAGCGACCGCGUCGAUCAGGAGACAUGGAGCCAAAACUGUAACAGUUGCUAAAGGAGUCACAAAGAUUCGGUACUGGGCAUAUUAACUGCGUGAAGCGAUAAGGGUGUAUAUUUUACAAGGUAAAAAUUAAGUUUUAAAAAAGUAAUGCAUGUGUUCAAACUGAGCUCCUCUGGACCUUGUGAACCAGUCGUUCUCAUUGAAUUCCUUGUGAAAAUCCUGAGGGAAAGAGCCGUUAUUUACCGUAAAUGUUUCCUUUUUUAUUACAACUCUCGAAAAGGACAGAAGAUCUUCUUCGUUUUCACUUACAUUCUGUAAGUAGUAUACCUCACAAAAACCGUACCAUUCUCACAAUUAAGCAGCUGAUAAACACAAGUAACAAAGUAAGCUGGGUUGUCCAAGAUAAGCUAGCGUGCUAGGGAAACAAAGGAACUGAGCGUGUGAAAGCAAAACAAAAAAUCUAGCGUGUUCUAGAAACAAAGCUCUAUCGUGUUAGCCAGAUAUGAAGAAUGGCUAUAAACACGUUUUCCAAAAUUAAUUGUUUUUAUGCGCAUAUCUACACGGUAAGCGUGUCAUGCCCUUAACGUGCGAGUGUGUUAUAACGUGCCGAGUGCGUGCGUUCGCCUUAUUCCCUGAAAUCCCGUGUAGGCUGCAAGAAGUUUUUCCUUUUUCAAGCGAUGAAUACUUUUUUGUAAUUGCCAACAAAAAGAGGGAGGAGAGAAAUUAUAAUAAUAUUACAGAGCUUUAUGGGGUCAUUAGGUAUAUUUUAUGGUAAAAAACCAAAAUAAGAUCUCUUGGCAGCUUCUUGGUUUACUUUUAGGAUACGAAUGUCGUUACAGCGUCUAGUCGAAACUGUGUUUACAGAG
Messenger RNA from Pocillopora meandrina, 24615 nucleotides. Lineage: Eukaryota; Metazoa; Cnidaria; Anthozoa; Scleractinia; Pocilloporidae. The record is from the annotation of a GenBank genome assembly.